Oncorhynchus masou masou (cherry salmon) is the source of this 4176-nucleotide messenger RNA. Its product is annotated as sialoadhesin-like. Lineage: Eukaryota; Metazoa; Chordata; Actinopteri; Salmoniformes; Salmonidae. The transcript has 10 exons. Bases 6 to 1652 code for a protein of 548 amino acids. The record is from RefSeq and is a predicted model, not a curated record.
UUUAUAUGUCAAAUCCCUUAGUCUCUGAAGGAGAGUGGUUAUCUGACAUGAGAAAGAAAGAUUCAACUAUGCAAGUCCUGCACAAAGAGGAGGGGAUGCGGAGUGAAACAUUAACAUGGCCUUUUCUUAUUCAUUGCAUUUGGCUUGGAGUGAUGGGAGUUGAAGCCUCAUCAUGGACUGCUGAGGUGCCCAGCUCAGUAUCCGGCCUGCAGGGCUCAUGCAUCGUGAUUCCCUGCUCAUUCAACUACCCAGAACCAGAGAAGAAGAACUCCAAAUUCACUGGCAUCUGGUUCAAAGGCACCCAUGAUACUAUAUACCACCCAGACAGCUCCAACAUUAUCAAAGACUACAGGGGUCGUACAGAGCUGGUGGGAGACCUCUGGCAGAAGAACUGCUCUCUCAGAAUCGACCACCUCCAUCGCAGUGACAAAGGACCUUUUCAUUUCAGGGUUGAAAUUAAAGACGAAAACAAGUAUUCCUACAUACAUGACACGGUCUCCAUUGCAGUGAGCAGCUCUCCAGACCCCCCCUUUCUGUCAGUGAGGGAGGAGGUGAAGGUGGGGGUGGAGCUGUCUGCCUCCUGCUCUGUGUCUCACUCCUGCCCAUCUGAUUCCCCUCUCCUCACCUGGAGCCACUCCGGAACACCCAGUGUCCAAUCACAGCAGCUGACCAACGGCCAGUGGAAAGUGACGUCAUCCCUGACCUUUACCCCCAGCAUCACUGAUCACAACCAGUCUCUGGUCUGCACAGCAGAACACAGGGGAGUGAAGCCAGUGAAAAUGUCCAAAACUCUCAAUGUCAAAUAUGCCCCAGUGGAUGUGAAGGUGGAGGGAGUGUCCAGUGUGAAGGAGGGAGACUCUGUGGAGCUAAGAUGCUCCAGUGACAGUAACCCUGCUGCCCACAGCUACCGCUGGCACAACAGUAGAGGGCCUCUGCCCACCACUGGACCUACCAUCACACUGGAGAAUGUGACCAGACUCACUGAAGCACUCUACUGCACUGCCGUCAACACAGAGGGACAAGGCCACUCCAGCCCACUGAAGCUCAAUGUAGAGUACCCCCCUGAGAUCAAAGUGGGCUCUGCCUGCACUUCAGACGUCUCCACGGUAACCUGUCUAUGCAUUGUGGACUCGGAGCCCCCCGGCACCGUGGAGUGGUCUCUUCCAGAUGGACCCCUGCCCACCUUGCCCAGUACCAGAGUGGAGAGGCAUGGGUCAGUUACCAUGGUGACCCUACAGAGGGCACUAGGCUUCUCCGAGAACGUCCACUGCCAUGCCAGCAACACACAGGGCAAUGCCACCUUGUCCUUGACUGUGUCCACAAAUGAUAAGAAGUUGAUGCUGUACGUUUCAAUUGGUAUUGCUGCAUUAGUGGUGGCAGUAAUACUAAUUCCCAUGUCAGCUUGCCUAUUGAACAAGAAGGGUAGGAGGAGUCGUAGUGACCAGUCAGUAACCAGCAAGCAGGAAGUGGACACAGCCAAGGGUGCUUUUUCACAUCCCUCACCAUCAAGGAAAGAGCAGAAAGACACCAGCAGUGAAAUCCACACAAACUAUUACACCAACGAUCAGCUAUAUGGAAACAUGGAGGCUGAAGAGGAUGGCGACCCAUACGAGUGUGUUGAUGGAGACGAUGCAGUCUAUGCUAAUAUGUGAACAUAACAGGAAGCAUGUGGAAGUCAGCUGGUUCAGAGGCAGUGGUACUCAGUCUGUCAAAGGUUCCAGUAAAAUAUUAUCAUUUUAAGUCAAUGUAGCAGAACAGCUGACUGCUUAUAUUUGUUAGCUUUAUGUAGCUCCAUGGUUCUAAAGGCUAAAGAAAAUGGCAGGGUUUGUGUUAUGUAUUUUUUUUAAAUUAUCUAUGGCUUAGGUGAUUCAGGCUCUUUGGUAUCACAUACACUUAUGUCAGUCUCAUUAAUACUGCAGAACUGUGUACAAGCUGAACUGUUAAUUACAGAACACCACCUAACACAUUAACUGGCAUGACAUUUCGUCUCAUGGGAGGCCAUAAAGCUUCUAAAAGUCUUCUCAUAGGCGGCCACCUCUACAAUGCAUUCAGUCAAAAUGCAUGUUUUAUUGUACACAAACCAAAAGCAUACCAAAGGCACUAACAAGCAUUUAAAUGUCUUUAAACUACUACAAAUAUGUCAAAAUUCAUCUCCCUCCAAGCACCCCCUGUGACUUCGAGAAAGAUUUUAACCCAGUAACCCCAAAAAAUACUCAGUUUUCACCAUCACUGUAAAGCCCUAGUCAUUUUGUUGCUUUUGAUGAAGUUAUUUCUGAAGAUGAUUAUUUAUUUUAUGUGAAAAGUGAUUCCUUUGUCUGUUACUUGAUCUGAACUCUCGUUUUAAUAUAGUGGAACUAUUCCUUUUUAAAUUAUAGCGUAAAAGCAGCCAUUUUCUGGUGUUUUGUGGUGAAAAACAGAGCGGGUCUAGCAUAAUACGGCAACCCUGUUACCCAUAGAUAGACAGGCUACAAAUGUUUAACAAUUUGUAAUUAUUUGUAAUUCUUGCUUUCAACUGACCCUCCCUGUUGCACACAACAAGCUUCCAUUCUUCUUGUCACAAGAGUACAUAGCUGAUUUAACUAGUAAUUACCAGUUGGAGGGGAGUUCAAGUGGAUUUUUCCUAACCAUCCACUGUAGAGCUUCACAAUACCACUCAUUUGAAGCACAGGCUACUGUGGCGAUUUGAUCAUAAUGUAGGCCUACCAAAGUGAUUUACCAUCAAAAACAUUGGAGAAAAUGCAUCCCAUAACAUUUUAACAUGGAAAUGGCUGUUCUAUCAUUCAGCCUACAGUAGCAUCCAAUGUGCGGUGUUCAAUGGAGGCCUGCAUUCCAUGAGACGUAAAAAAAAUUGAUAUUAACCUGUUAAUCCACUUGUCCUUCAGAGAAGGAGGUGACUGAAAAUGUUGUGGUGUUUGAUGCAAGAAACAUCUUUACAAAAUAAAAUGCAUUAUUAUUCCCAUACCAUGAUUACAGAGAAUCAGACAAAUUAUGCUACCCUCUGUCUAUUGGCUACUUAGCUUAUUUAAGCCUGUGUCAAAAUACAACACUGCUCCUUUAAUACAAACAAAAAAGCUCUUUAAAAAAACACAGUCCAGUUCAAAGUAAAUGGCACCGAUCCAUAUAUGGCAAUGGUCUAUUUGCGUAUAGUCCUACUGCAGCUCUGAUUGUAAUGCUGCACCAGUUUGUGUAGAGUACGGUCUGUGUAGACGAGAGUAUGGGCUGAGUAGUGAAUGUCAAUACAAUAGAAUCCUACUCCGAUGCAUUCUGCCUACAAUAAAAUCUGUUGCAUAGUUUGUUUUGUUUCGGUAUGUUGCAUUGAAAGUAGCUAAUAUUGCAUUGAUUCAAUCACAAUUGCAACAGUAAAGGUAAAUGUUAACAGGGAAAACUCUAGAACAGUGGUCACCAACCUUCUCUGAGUCAAGAUCACUUUGAGUCAAAAUGCAACCCGAGAUCUACUGCUCAGAUUUUAUUUUUUAACAUGAUUUAAAAGAUGGAAGCCUAUGCAACAAUAACCAAUUAAAAACAGUACUGUAGCAGUGAGGUUUGUGCAGUAUGCUAUAGGACCAAUAUAUUGUCACAGUAUUUUGGCUUUCUUGAAUUGCCUUGCCAAUACAUCGUUGUUUAGGCCAUUUAAAAAAUAAAAAAAAAUUUGUGUUAGGCUAUGUGAUCACACCGGUAAUAGAGCCGUUGUUAUAUUACUUGUGAAGCACAGCUGAGUGAGCAUACAUUUAAAUCAUUUGCUUUUUAUUUUUAUUUUACUGGGCUGAUCGUGCCUGCAUCUGAUGGUCAGUCUCAGCCGAGGGAGAGAGCAGCAGACUGAGGGUUUGCCUCCGCUACACCUUUCCUCAGCUGACACUGACCAAAAGGGGACACCAUCUUCCAGCUGAUGGCGACCUCGAGUUCCAUCCUAUGAAGAGAAGGUGAAAUAUUAAUUGAUAUUCAAAAAUACCCAAUCCUGAAAUAAUAACCACAACACAAGCCUAUAGAUACGCUUUCCUACUCAUUCAUGACUGCUGCAGUGCUUGUUGUGGUGCUGAGUGAAUAUACCCUUAUGAAAAAAUAUUGCAGUCAGAGCGGGGCAUCUCGUAUGAGAACUCGGCACAGCCUAGAGAUUAUGGUAAUGCCAUUGCAGGCUGUGUGUGUGUGUGUGUGUGUGUGUGUGUGUCUGUGUGUGUG